AUGCAAGGAGAAGAGGGUGCUGAUGUCACUAUAUGGGUGUUUGAUCCAGAAAAAGCCGACAUAGAUGAAUUGCUGUGGAAUGCAGAGACACCUUCCCUGAAUUCCCAAAUACUGAGCAAGCAGUUGGCAACUUUGGGACAGCAUCCCACAAUACAUACAGUUUUGAAGAGGAAAACUUAUCUCCCAGAUACCAUAUUGAUGGAGGGAACCUGGGUCAUUCGUUUACCAAUGACCUCAGAAGAUUUACUAAAAGAGAUUAAAGGCAACCAAGUGGCAUUCCAAGACUGCUUUAUUGCAAAUCUCCCUUUCCUGUUGACGUUCCCUAUGUUAACCAUGCCUGAGAUCCCGCAGUAUUUACCACUCACUCUGCCAGCCGGGAGCCCACUCAUGACCACCUGGAGCGCAUGCGUUCCUUCCUUCGCUCUCGUGAUCUCAGAACUGGAAACCUUUCAGACAAACGAUUCCUUCCGGACGUGGGUCGCAGUGAGAGUCCCUCCGAAUGUCCUCAGUGAUGCAGACAGGCACAGCGUGGAGGCCGUGAGCCUGCUAAAGACUCGGAUCAUCUUCCUCAUCAAAGGCACUCUUUACCUGAAAACUCCUUCCACGUUUAAAAAACUGGAAAGCAGUACAGGUCUUCCUGUCGGAAGAAUUCUUGGAAUUUCAAGAAGAAGAUGGUGUUGGAUCAAAUAUUUCUCUAAGACAUUUAGAAGCUGGGACAAUUCACUACCUCUAUUACUAUACUGGAAUAAAUUCAUGAAAGGAGGCUCUUCAAGCAGAAGGAAAAUAAUGCUACGUGAUCUCCACAAGAAAGUGUUUUAUCACACCAACAGAAGAGAAGCUAGAAGACUAUCCAAAUAUAUUUCAAAACAUGGACUAUUGAAUGAAAAAAGAAAAAGUAUGAUGGCAGUCUGGACAAAAGACGAAUUUUUCCUUGGAUAUUCUUCACUGAAAUUUGUGAAAAUAGUAGAUACGAAAAGCCUGAAAACUCGUAUAAAGUUUCCGCUAAGUAAUGAUCUGACAAUACAAUAUGUUGAGUACACAGGACACCCCCAGGAGCUCGCCCUGCUGUUAAGUCAUUGUGUCACAUGUACGACCACUAAACAGAUGUACAUAGUGAUAUAUAAUGAAGACUUGAUGACAUGGACAUUCCAAGACUUUAAGUUAUCUGUGUCCAUCAACACUACUUUAACCCCACGUUUUCUGCACUCGGCACUGCCAGAAUUGAUCCUGUGGGACAAACACAGGAUAUACUAUUGCUAUCAAAAUUUCACCCAGAUUGGAGUUAUACAGACAUCUACAGGACAGGAUGAUCUGUCACUCUUAUCAGAUGGCAGCAAUAUUCAUGACAUUCUUCUAGAUUAUCAAGGUUCUAUUUUGGUAAAAAUGGAAAAUAAUGUGAUGUUCUUUUCCAAGAUUAGCAUUAGUGAUGUAAUUAAGCUGCAUCAAUGGUCAAAUGAGACAGUACCAUCCACAGUGCUCUUCAGCGAAGCUGCUCAAAUAUAUAUUAUAUAUUUCUUUGACAAUUUCACAGUAAAAACACAUGAAUAUCCCUUAUUUCUGGAAAUAAAAAGUGUAACAUACAAAACAAAAGACAGAUGCCCAUACAUGGCAUUUCAUAAUAAUGUUUUUAGUUCUUUUAACUUUUUGGACAAAGGAGAAAGCCUGACAGUUUGGGCACAAAUAGUCUAUCCAGAAAAUCUUGGUCUGUACAUUAUUGUGGAACAAUAUGGCCCAAAUAUAUUAACACGGACACAAAGCACUAACUAUGAAAUUGCCUUGGGAUACUGCACGAAAUCUGUGGAAACUAAAUUUUCUCAGAAUGUAGAUUAUAAUUUAGCAGAUGAUUACUUCGAUUUACAAGAAAAGAACACGGGUCUUGUGCUUGUUCAUCUCCGACCUAGUGAGUUUUCAAAAAUGUGUCCAUUGGCCAAAAAGGUGUUCCAAAUUGCUGUUGGCUGUGAUGUGAAUAAAUACAUUGUGGUUGAUGGAUUUAGUAAAGAAGGAUGUCAGCGCAGAGACUUUUCUUAUGUGAUUGACAAGGCAUAUCUGAGAAAUCAACCAUCUAAAAACUUGAAAGUAAGAUACGAUUGGGGAAGAUAUGGCUGCCCACUGAGACUCGAAUUCAAACAGAAGUUUAAACCCAUAAUACAACUAUUUGAUGACAAUGGCUUCAUUAAAGACGUUGAAGCCAAUUUCAUCGUGUGGGAAAUCCACGGAAGGAACGACUACAGCUUCAACACCACCAUGAAGCAGAAUGGCUGUGUAAAUGAAGCACAGACGUGGGAGUCAAUGAGACAGUUAAACAAAAGCCUCUCGCUGGAGGAUGUGUGGGGGCCACAGAACUAUAGAACCUGUUUUUCUUAUGCUGUUGGAAAACCAGGAGACUUAAACCAACCAUAUGAAAUUUUAAACAGUACUGGUAAUAACCAUUUAAUAUGGCCCACGGACCAUUCUGGAAUGUAUGUGUUUCAUGUGAGGAUCCUAGAUCCAAACUUCAGUUUCUGUGACCUCACAGCUACUUUCGCAAUUGAGACCUUUGGAGUGAUUCCCAGACCAAGUGCCUACCUAGUCAUUGCUUUCCUCUUUGUCCUGUUGCUACUGUUCAUCAGCAUUCUGGUUCUGAGCUACUUCUGGUACAUGAAGAUUUACAGACAACUUAUUAAGGAACCACUUCACAAACCUCCCAAUAAACAGAAGAAAUAUUAGGAAAAUGGAGACUUAUUAGCUAUACAUAUAUAGAUAGAUAAACAGAGAAUGCAUAUAUAUGUGUGUAUAGUGAAAGUAUGUGUUCAAUUAAGAAUGUUAAAUAUAAGCUCAUACUAUUAUUAAAUUCAAGAUCUGGAAGUGUUCUUAAAUUGC
This is a messenger RNA of Nannospalax galili (Upper Galilee mountains blind mole rat), 2859 nucleotides long. RefSeq names its product catsper channel auxiliary subunit epsilon (gene Catspere). The transcript has 19 exons. Gene Ontology annotation, biological process: sperm capacitation; flagellated sperm motility. Gene Ontology annotation, cellular component: CatSper complex; sperm principal piece. The coding region runs from base 1 to 2706 and encodes 901 amino acids. Lineage: Eukaryota; Metazoa; Chordata; Mammalia; Rodentia; Spalacidae. The record is from RefSeq and is a predicted model, not a curated record.